CUGGCGGCACAUCUGGAACGGGACAGGAGGGACUUUGUCACCGCGCUGGGGGCCCACCAGCAGCACUUGGCACAGGAGCGGGUGGCGCAGGAGCAGCGGGAGCUGUCGCAGCGCCACCACGCGGAGGAGCUGCGGCGACAAAUCGGCGACAGGCGACAACAGCGGCUGCGCGACAGAGAGGCGGAGCUGGAGGAGGGACAGCGACAGCAGCGGCUGGCACGGGACAGGGCGGAGCGGCUGGCGCGGCUGGCACGGGACAAACUGCAGCGCUUCAG
Messenger RNA from Malurus melanocephalus (red-backed fairy wren), 275 nucleotides. RefSeq names its product cilia- and flagella-associated protein 45-like. NCBI's taxonomy places the organism in Eukaryota, Metazoa, Chordata, Aves, Passeriformes, Maluridae. The record is from RefSeq and is a predicted model, not a curated record. The transcript is spliced from 2 exons. The annotation marks the transcript as partial.